Messenger RNA from Staurois parvus, 1233 nucleotides. The record is from the annotation of a GenBank genome assembly. Lineage: Eukaryota; Metazoa; Chordata; Amphibia; Anura; Ranidae.
AUGGAUUCCCCAUGUUUUACUAAUUUUUUUUUUUUCCCCCCCAGAAAACUUUUUGUUGGUGGUCUUGAUUGGAGUACAACGCAGGAAACCCUGCGCACAUAUUUCUCCCAGUAUGGAGAAGUCGUAGACUGUGUGAUAAUGAAAGACAAAACAACUAAUCAGUCAAGAGGCUUUGGAUUUGUCAAAUUUAAAGAUCCCAACUGUGUUGGAACAGUUUUAGCCAGCAGACCUCACACAUUGGAUGGCAGGAAUAUUGACCCAAAGCCAUGUACUCCUCGUGGAAUGCAGCCAGAGAGAACAAGAACACGAGAUGGAUGGCCAAAAAGCCCAAGAACUGAAAGCAAUAAAUCUAACAAGAUUUUUGUUGGUGGAAUCCCUCACAAUUGUGGUGAAGCUGAGCUGAGGGACUACUUCAAGAGAUUUGGCAUGGUGACUGAGGUUGUGAUGAUUUAUGAUGCUGAAAAACAGAGGCCCAGAGGUUUUGGAUUUAUAACUUUCGAGGACGAACAAUCAGUGGACCAGGCUGUCAACAUGCAUUUUCACGACAUCAUGGGCAAAAAAGUGGAAGUGAAACGUGCAGAGCCUCGUGACAGUAAAAGCCAAACUCCUGGACCUGGAGGAUCCAAUCAGUGGGGUAAUAGGGUCGUGCCCAGCACAGCCAAUGGAUGGACAGGUCAACCUCCUCCCACAUGGCCACAGAGUUACAGUCCACAAGGCAUGUGGAUGCCAGCAGGACAGACUAUUGGCGGGUACGGGCCUCCUGCUGGCCGGGGUGCUCCUCCACCUCCACCCUUUACCCCCUUCCUAGUGUCCUCACCUCCAGGAAGUUUUCCUGCACAUCAAGGUUUCCCACCAGGUUAUGCAACACCCCCUCCAUAUGGUUAUGGCUAUGGACCUCCACCUCCUCCCCCUGAUCAGUAUGUCACUUCAGGUGUUCCACCUCCACCUGGUACUCCUGGAGCAGCGCCACUGGCAUACUCUACAGCUCCAGGGCAGACAGCUCAGGAUCUUGGUAAACCUGGUGGUCAACAAGACUUUUCUUUUAGCCAAUUUGUAGGAUAUGGACAGGAUAUGAGUGGGUUUGGACAGAAUUUCUCUGACCUCAGCCAACAACCCCCCUCAUACACGACAGGAACAACUGCACCAGCAUCGGCAGGCCCGCCUGCGGGUGGCAGUGGCUUGGGAAGAGGACAGAAUCACAAUGUGCAAGGAUUCCAUCCUUAUAGACGUUAA